This is a messenger RNA of Tetranychus urticae (two-spotted spider mite), 1455 nucleotides long. RefSeq names its product E3 ubiquitin ligase Rnf121. Lineage: Eukaryota; Metazoa; Arthropoda; Arachnida; Trombidiformes; Tetranychidae. Gene Ontology annotation, cellular component: endoplasmic reticulum membrane; Golgi membrane. The record is from RefSeq and is a predicted model, not a curated record. Gene Ontology annotation, biological process: ERAD pathway. Gene Ontology annotation, molecular function: metal ion binding; ubiquitin protein ligase activity.
CAAAUGUAAUUAAAAUUAAAUUCUGUGAUAUAAACACUUCUUUCAGUACCUUACUAAUUUAUGCAACAAAAAAUUCAGCUUUUUACUCAUUUUCUUAUGUGUAAACAAUUUAUAACAAUAUUUUUUCUUCAUUUGUUUUUAUUGCAACUCUGAAGGUUUGAAGAGAUAUCAAAUCUCAUGACUGUUGUCAAUGUCUUUAGUAAUUGUUUUUUCUAUCAACUUUAUUGGCUACGUGCAUCGUCAUAAUUAGCAUAAUCAUCAUUUCAUUGAAGUCCUCUUAAAGUCAAAAAUCCUGUUUAAAACUACCGAUCUACCUUUUUAAAGACAACUGGGAAUCUUGUCAACCUGUCAUCAUGGUUCAUAGUCAUGACAUCCAUAAGGUCAACAUGUCAGCCUUAAGUGAAGAAGAAAGAAAUCACAUUCUAUUCCACGAGAAACACAGAGGUCAUGAAGGAAUGCACGCUAUGAUGUUAUUAGUCUUGAUUGUAGCCACCUUCUCUGUUCAAAUUGGUUUAAUAGCAUGGAAAAAGCGUAGCAUGAAAAGCUAUCAGAAUGUUUCUAUGUUUGCCAUGUGGCUAUUUCCAAUUGCUAUUUCUAUUCACAAUUCAUGGUGGAGAUUUGUUGGCAUAUGGGCCUCAUUAACUAUAUUGACGAUCGCAUUCAUUUGGAAACCCUUGGUUAAUAAUAAAUUGAGUGGAUCCACUCCACGUAUGAUAUAUAAAUGGUUCUACUAUUUAUACUCUAUUUCAUCAGUUUUAGCCGUUUCUGGCUACAUCAUUGUUAUGUGUACUUUUUUAGGUUUAAAUUUAAUGUUUGGGUUAAAGCCUCAAAUACCAUUGGACAUCGGUAUAAUGUUCUUAUUUUAUGGAAUAUAUUGGGGAGUAUUAACACGAGAUUUCACCGAUUUCUUGGUUGACAUAUUGACUGCCAAUAUUGGUUAUUACCAGUCUUCAUCAUCACUUCCCUCUAAACAAUUGAAAAGCUCAAUUUGUGCGAUUUGUGGCCGAAGUCAUGAUGGACUGAUUGAUGCUAUAGAUUCUUCACUUAGUUAUGAUGAAACUUCUGAGUCUGAAAGAUGUUUCACUCUCUCAUGCGGCCAUAAAUAUCACGAAUACUGUAUUUAUGGUUGGUGUCUUGUUGGUAAAAAACAAGUAUGUCCAUUUUGUCGUGAGAAAGUGGACACACAGAAACUAUUUUCUUCAUUACCAUUUCAAAAGCCACAUUAUUUAUAUGGUAAUUUAUUAGAUUUUAUUCGUUACCUUGUAGCGUGGCAGCCCUUAAUUCUUCUUGCAGUACAAGGUAUAAACUAUUUCCUCGGGCUUGAAUAAACAUAAUAUUGCAAGCCGUGUAACAGUCAGACUCCACAGUAAAUUUUGUACACAUAAAAAAUUGUUCAUACACCUGAGUACAAUAAGACAAAAAGACUUGUUUAAAAGGAGAGCAAUUCUGAAUAUA